CUGCAAAUCCUCUUGAUAUUUUAGAAAUAGAGAGAACAAAAAGCUGCUAGGGAAUGCAGAGAGAUGAAAAGGGAAUCGUUGAGAAGGCCUGAACUGUGCCGGCACGGUAAACGCUCCGUCCGCCGCCGCGACUGCCACCGUAAACACGUCGAAGACGGGUGAAUAUUGUGUACUCUCUCUCUAAAACCCCCCCCCCCACAUCUCUGCUUCUAAUCGCCCUCUUUCUUUUCGUUAUCUAAAAAAAAGCUUUAUUUUUAUUGUUUUUCUGGGCUGUAUUUCUCAACAAAAAUGGCCGGAAAAGAUAUUAAAAGUGAUAAUCCCUUUCUUCUUCACGGAAAAUACGAGCUUGGUCGUAUGUUGGGUCAUGGAACUUUCGCGAAAGUAUACCAUGCCCGGAACAUCCAAACGGGGAAGAGCGUCGCCAUGAAAGUCGUCGGCAAAGAAAAGGUUAUCAAAGCCGGGAUGAUGGAGCAGAUAAAGCGAGAAAUCUCCGUCAUGAAGAUGGUGAAGCACCCCAACAUAGUCGAAUUACACGAAGUGAUGGCGAGCAAAACCAAGAUUUACUUCGCCAUGGAACUCGUCCGCGGCGGAGAACUCUUCACGAAAGUCGCCAAGGGCCGUCUCGAGGAAGAAACGGCAAGAGUUUACUUCCAACAGUUGAUUUCCGCCGUCGAUUUCUGUCACAGUCGUGGCGUUUACCACCGCGACUUGAAGCCCGAGAAUCUGCUGUUGGACGAAGAUGGCAACUUGAAAGUUACGGAUUUUGGUCUCAGCGCUUUCACCGAACACUUGAAACAAGAUGGAUUGCUACACACGAGUUGUGGAACGCCGGCUUAUGUCGCCCCUGAUGUUAUCGGGAAGAAAGGAUACGACGGUUCUAAAGCAGACACCUGGUCUUGCGGCGUUAUCCUUUAUGUUCUUAUUGCCGGAUUCUUACCGUUUCAAGACGACAACUUGAUCGCCGUUUACAGGAAGAUUUACAGAGGAGAUUUCAAGUGUCCGCCAUGGUUUUCACCUGAAGCUCGUAGGUUAAUCACUAAUCUUUUAGACCCGAAUCCGAAAACCCGAAUCACCAUCUCGAAGAUCAUGGACUCGUCCUGGUUCAAAAAAACAACACCCAAAAUGGUUAAAUCCAAGGAAGAGUUCGAAUUCGAAUGUUUCAACGGUGACAAAUCAUCGAAGCCGGAAACUUUGAACGCCUUCCAUAUAAUUUCUCUGUCGGAGGGAUUCGAUUUGUCGCCGUUGUUCGAGAAGAACAAGAGAGAAGAGAAACGAGAGCUGAGAUUCGCGACGACUAAGUCGGCGAGCAGUGUGAUAUCGAGACUUGAAGAGGUGGCCAAGUCGGUGAAGUUCAGCGUCAAGACGAGCGAGUCGAGAGUGAGGUUGCAGGGUCGGGAAUGUGGGAGGAAAGGGAAAUUGGCGGUGGCCGCCGAUAUAUUCGCGGUGACGCCGUCGCUGUUGGUGGUGGAAGUAAAGAAAGACAACGGCGAUACGCUCGAGUACAACCAGUUCUGCAGUAAAGAGCUCCGACCGGCGCUUAAAGACAUCGUCUGGACCUCGGCCGCCGAGAACUCGACAUUUGUUUGAUUUGUGUAAUGAUGUUUGUUCUUGUUUGAGUAAAGAUUGUUUUUUUAUGAGAAACAAAGGUUGUUCUG
Molecule: messenger RNA, 1655 nt
Organism: Hibiscus syriacus
Lineage: Eukaryota; Viridiplantae; Streptophyta; Magnoliopsida; Malvales; Malvaceae
Product: CBL-interacting serine/threonine-protein kinase 6-like
Exons: 1
Coding region: 289-1587 (432 amino acids)
Biological process (GO): protein phosphorylation; signal transduction
Molecular function (GO): ATP binding; protein kinase activity
Source: RefSeq, a predicted model, not a curated record